Pediculus humanus corporis (human body louse) is the source of this 1110-nucleotide messenger RNA. RefSeq names its product Ves G 1 allergen precursor, putative. The transcript has 7 exons. Bases 1 to 1110 code for a protein of 369 amino acids. Gene Ontology annotation, biological process: lipid metabolic process. Lineage: Eukaryota; Metazoa; Arthropoda; Insecta; Psocodea; Pediculidae. The record is from RefSeq and is a predicted model, not a curated record. Gene Ontology annotation, molecular function: lipase activity.
AUGUACACAAUAAUCAAGCUCAAGGACGGCCAGUUUUUAGGAUUAGAAUUUUUCGAAGCGGAAGAAAGUCCACAAGAUAAUUCGAUUAAUGGCACGACGAAAAAAAAACCACAAACCGUUCAAGAUUUAUACAACACAACGAGUUGCGUUGAACCACCCAUUAAAUGCCCCCACAGGCGAAUACAAUUCUUCCUGUAUACGAGACAAACACAAGAAGAAGGAGAACUUCUCGAUGUAACGGAUAUAAAUUCAUUAUACAAUUCGAAAUUUAACGCUCUCCAUCCGACUAAAAUAAUAAUACACGGUUUUGGAGGUGGUAGAAAUUUAAUACCGAGUCCCAACAUACGAAAGGCUUAUUUUUCUUACGGGGAAUACAACGUGAUCAUCGUCGACUAUGGAACUCUGGCAAAAGAACCUUGCCUAAGUCAAAUCGAAUGGUCGCCGAGAUUUUGUGCAGAAUGUGUUGCACAACUCGUAGAUUAUUUGGCCGUACAUCCGAGAGGAGUACAACCCCACGAACUUCAUUUGAUUGGGUAUAGCGUGGGAGCACACAUGGCAGGACUCGUUGCAAAUCACAUAAGUUUUGGAAAACUGGGAAGAAUAACUGGUUUGGAUCCUACGAUUAUAUUUUACAUGGGAAAUAAUCGUUCGAGAGAUUUGGAUCCGACCGAUGCGCAUUUCGUUGAUGUUUUACACACUGGAGCUGGAGUUUUAGGACAAUGGGGACCCAACGGUCACGCUGAUUUUUAUUUUAACGGCGGAAGUAGUCAACCCGGUUGUCAAUCGAGUACGAUUUUAAAAACUCUGGCAUGCGAUCACACGAGAGUGACGCCAUUUUUUAUCGAAUCGAUAAUAAGUCCUAUAGGAUUUUGGGCAUCGCCUUGUCCGAAUAGAUUUAUGUAUUCUUUAGGAUUAUGUCCGACAAGGGAUGAAGAUUAUGUUAUCAUGGGAGAACAUGCACCCUGGACCGCGCGAGGAAUUUAUUAUUUGACAACAAAUGCACGUAAGCCAUACGCUCAAGGUUUUCCAGGAAAAAAACGUCCAACGGAAGGUGAUAGUAGAACAGCUAAAAAUAAAAGAGCUAAACCGAAGAGGUUAAGACGAAAUUAA